AUGCGACGGUACUUGCUCGACAAGCCGGGCGGGGGAGCUGCUGUGAGCGACACCGGCGAGAGCUGGCGUGAGACCAAGGUUGGGGCUUAUGUUAGCCAGGUGCUCUUUGCCAAUCACCCGCCGGAGGCCAUGGGCUUGCGGAAUGCCCGUGAGAUUGUCACAUUAUCCACCUCCCUGGAUUUACUCCUUUCCGGCCAAUUUGCAAGGUUGGGCGAUGUCCUCAUGCAAAGAUUGAAAGCCGUGGAGUCAUCACUGACAGAUGGUUGGGGCGUGGCGAAGCACUACGAGUUGAUUCCGCCGUCCAAGCCAGCAAUCACCACCGACAAGGAGCGCGAUUUCGCCGCAAAGAAUCCUUUGACCGAGCCGGCAAGUGUGAAAGUUUCAACUCGGGACGUGCCCGGUGGCCCGUCUUUCCCUCCCAAACCUCCUGGUGUGGGGGAGGGCCGUCCUCCAGAGAAGGCGACCGCAUUAGAGGUCGAAGUUUGGAGGCGGAAGCCGCCGUUGCAGCGGAGAGCCGCAAAUGCAAAGCAGCACCAGCGCUUCCUGAAGCAGGGGUGGGCGCGGCGUGUGCGCCCGCCACCUCCAGCAGAGGAGUCCCAUCGUGGAGGAGAUCGCCGCUCAGAAGAGCAUGCCAAAGGAUCAAAAGGCAAAGUUGCAGCGGCUGUGUCCAGCAUGGAAAUGGCACUGGAACACCUUGCAGAGAAAAGUUCACGGUUUGUUCAGACUACAAAUGAGUCAGGAGAGGUCGUGGAGAAGGCUCAGUGGUUGACUUUAGAACAGAUAUUGCCAGGUUUGCCUCCAGAAGGAAAGUCAGCUUGCAUUGAGUUGUCAGACCUGUGCAGUGGUGAUGUUCGAAAAUGUCUGGAUGAUCCUUCGCUUGUCCUAAAGCAACAGGAUUUUUCUGAUGACUUGCCGAAAGCUAAGGUGCUGUGCACCCACACUGAGUGGGCGAAGAUCGCAAAGGAGCUGGUGCGGAAAGGCCUGGCACGGCCGUUGAAGAGGGAGGAAGUGCAUCACAUCAAGGGAAAGCCAUUGUUGAAUGGUGCCUUUGGUGUAAGCAAGACUGGCAAGUUCUGUCCGGAUGGAAGGCCCGUCCUCAGAUUUAUCAUGGAUUUGCGCCCAUCAAACCACAUUCAAGCACCCAUUGUAGGCGAUAUCAGCACCCUGAGUGGGCCCGGAAAGUGGGUGAAUUUGGUGCUCCCAAAAGGACAAGUUCUGCGCAUUAGUGGGGAUGAUCUCACUGCGGCUUUUUACUUGUUUCGGUUACCGUCAAGCUGGCAUUCCCUGUUUGCCUUUGAGAAAACGCUGAGGCAUUGUGAUCUCUUCGAAGAUUCUGAAGACCAGUCCGACGUUUAUCUGGCGGCCACAGUCAUGCCAAUGGGAUGGCUUUCUGCAGUGGGGAUUUUGCAGCACGCUCAUAGAAGACUAGCCACCCUGGUAGAUGGUCAAGGUUUGCCUUUGUUGGCAGAAAUCCGCCGUGAUGCUCCUCUCCCGAAAGUAAGUAUUGAUGCGUUCCAAGAGCUUUGGCAUUUGUAUUUGGAUGAUUCGACGUUCUUGGAGUGGGUGGACGAAGAGUCUACUCAGCAGGAAAAGACACAUGAUACCCACUCACCAUUCCAGCAGAUUUUGCAACGGAUAUAUGGUAGCUGGGGAAUACCUUGGUCUGACAACAAAAGUGUCAGGCGCCAACAGCUCGCGACACGCCUGGGCGUGGAGCUGGACGGCGACCGAGGACUUUUGGGAGUGCAUCUUGAGAAGCGGCUUGAAGUUUUUGAGCUAGCCUUCUUUUUGCUGAGCCAGGAACAGCUUACACGCAAGAGUGUUCAAAUCUUUCUCGGCAAAUUGGUGCACAUCAUGCAGUUUCGGCGACCGGCUUUCUCUUUUGUGCAGUUUUUAUGGCGAAGGAUAAUAGGGCCUCCAGUCGCGGGUCCGCUUUCGCCAUUGGAGCGACGUGAAGUGUUUGCAGUGCUCGGAGCUUUGCCCCUCCUAGAAACCAACCUUCGAGCCAAACUCAGCCACAAGGUUACUGCUAGUGAUGCUUCGGAGACGGGAGGGGGCGUGUGCGAAGGUGAAAAGAUGACUGCUGUUGGGCACUAUGUCGUGGCGUUGGAGACCUUGCAGGCCGCUUCGGUGCCGCACUGUCUCAGCAGCAGCAAAGGCAUUUUACUGUUUGACUGGUUCGGAAACAUUGGAGGUGUCCGGCAGGCCUUAGAUUUGUUGCAUGUGCCCGUAGUCAAAGUAGUGCUGUGUGAGUCUGACAGCCACAGUGCAGCGGUUUAUCGCAAACGCUGGGGCAUUGAUAUGCUCUGGAAGAAGCUGGAAGACGUUACCAUGGAACAUGUCCGUCAAAUCUUGCGAGAAUUGCCUCAAACAUCUUUCGUGGUACAAGCGGCCAGUGUCCAGCAUUUUGGUUUGCUUGAAGUUCCUGCAACAACGAGUGUCGACACCGCACUGUUUGUAGGUGCGGAGAUUCAGUAUGACACGCUGGCCGAGACAGAAGCGAAAGUACGCCGUGCUCUUGAAGAGAAAGAAGUCGUGCUGGAAGUCCAGGACCACAGGUCCCUCGAAGCGUUGCAUUCACAAGCCUCUUUGCCGCAUUUGUUUUUGCGCAGAGCUGAGUAUAGAGGUUCAGAUGUGCGGCUUGAUACCGGGAUGCUUCUGCGACCGGAAAGGGCUCCACGCAUUACUGUCAACCCUCACCUCUGGGUUUGGAGCUCCAAACUCGCUUGGAGAUGGCAGCACCAUGCUCACAUAAAUUUGCUAGAAAUGCGGGCAUGUCUUCGGUCUUUCAUGUGGCGCUCCAGGUCAAAGCGCUUUCACAAAGCUCGCGUAAUGCACUUGCUUGAUUCUCAAGUGUGCUUGGCAGUUCUGUGCAAAGGCCGUUCCAGUUCCGUGCAGCUAAAUGCAUUGUUGCGACGAUUUGCAGCACUUGUGAUCGCAUGUGACGUUUUGCCGCUGUUUGCCUACAUCAAGAGUGAGUUUAACCCGGCAGAUAGGCCUUCUCGUCAUGCCAGCACGAGCAUGCACAGUCACGGGAGCCGACAAGUCCAGACGCAAGCAUCUUCGUAG
Messenger RNA from Symbiodinium sp. CCMP2456, 3069 nucleotides. Lineage: Eukaryota; Dinophyceae; Suessiales; Symbiodiniaceae. The record is from the annotation of a GenBank genome assembly.